AGACCUUGUAUGAUCAAAACGAUUGGACUACUUGGCUUGAAAUUGAAUCAUCACCCCUUUCACGAUCGAAACGAAUCGAUCCAUGCGAACUUACUUAUUUAUAAGUUUAAUUAAGGACACAAAACACCUUUUUAAGAUAAUAGGCACAAAUUUAAUCCUUAAAAUGAGGCAAAUCAGCCUGUUAUGUUACUUUUAUUUAGACCACGUGAGACAAUCAUGGGCGCGUGCGCGGCGGGGAUUAAUAAAAAAAAAUACCGGUGUGAAAGUAAAGACUCCAGCAGCAAGGCACCACGAGUACCGGUACUACAAUUGAUCUUGGCUUUCUCGAUUUAUAUGGCUAUUAAACCAUUGCAAAUUUGUGCAGGUCAUUGAAGAGGAAACUAUAGUGUUUGGGCAAUGGACUUUGGACCCUUAUAGUACACGAAAAACCGGUGUAUAAAUAAUUGUAACAACGAAAACGUUAAUUAACGUUUAACGGUUUAGUGCGCGUGCAGGUGUACGGUACGGUGUGUAGCACAUGAAUGAACAUACCGGUACUUCGAGCGAGCGCCGCCAGUGGCAGUGCAUGAAGGGAGCUAGGAGUUUCGGCGAAAUCACUCUCGGCAGAACAAACAUCGAAGUACGGCUAUAACGUUAGGCUGUCUCACUUGGCAUUGACUUGAUUCUUCAGAGAAAUAAAUUGAUUGCCAUGGCAACCCUCAAAAGUGACUAUGCCGAUAUCAACAUCCCUGAGGACGUUUCAGUGCUGGAUUUCAUUUAUGAAAAGUUUGAUCAAUAUGGAGACUCAGUUGCAGUGGCUGAUGCUGCCACUGGACGGUCCUACACCUUUGCUCAGGUGAAAGACUAUUCCAGACGGAUUGCUAGCGCCCUCACAAGACAAGGAAUGAAGAAGGGUGAUGUCAUCGGCAUCGUCAGCCCCAACAUUCCAGAGUAUGUCCUGAUGCAUUGUGGGAUAGUUGAGAUGGGUGGCGUUAUGAGUGGUGUCAACCCCCUAUACACUGAAGAUGAGAUUUAUUAUCAGUUGGAAAUGGUUGAGGCUAAGCUGAUUGUGACAGUGCCUCUAUUUGCUGAGAAAUGUCUAAACACCAUGAAAAAACUUCCUGGAAUUCAGGAUGUUUAUGUCUUUGGAGAAGCAGAAGGCUGCAAGUCCUUCAAGUCUUUACUUGGAGACGAUGGUUCUGCUUGCCCUAAUGUGAAAGUCUCUCCAGAGGAUACCUAUGCCUUGCUUUUCUCCAGUGGAACUACUGGCCUGCCGAAGGGGGUCAUUCUCACCAAUAAAACUGUUCUCUCCAAUCUGUGCCAAAUAGAAGCCUAUCCGGAGCUAUUGGAUACUAAUCAUGAGGAUACAGUGCUUGACCUACUACCAUAUUUCCAUAGCUAUGGUCUGGUUGUUAUUAUGCUCCAUGGUCUUAGAGCCGGGGCUAGACAGGUUGCCAUUUCAAGAUUUGAUCCAGAAGUUUUCCUCAAAACCAUCCAAGAUUAUAAGGUUAGUCUCCUGUACCUUGUACCUCCUAUCAUUCUCUUCUUGGCCAAACAUCCGAUGGUGGACAAAUAUGACCUUUCAGCUGUCAGGCAGAUCACCUCUGGGGCCGCACCCCUCGGAGGCGAGAUGGUUGCAAGUGUGGAAACAAGACUAGGAAUCAAGAUUAUCAGACAAGGCUUUGGACUGACUGAAACUGGGCCUGUUUUGACCAUCACUCCAACAUGUACAGCCAAUCCAGCUAGCGUUGGAAAGCUGUUGCCCAAUACUGUUGCAAAGGUUGUUGAUACUAAAUCAGGAGCAUUACUUGGCGAGGGUCAGGAUGGUGAACUGUGUUUUCAAGGUCCUCAGAUCAUGCCAGGCUACUUCAAGAAUCCAGAAGCAACGGCAAAGACCAUUGAUGCAGACGGAUUCAUCCAUACAGGGGAUGUAGGCCACUUUGAUAAGGAUGGCCUAUUCUUCAUAGUGGACCGACUCAAAGAAUUAAUCAAAUAUAAAGGAUAUCAGGUUGCUCCUGCUGAGCUAGAGGCUCUUCUUCUCACCCAUCCCUCCAUCAUGGAUGCUGCUGUGAUAGGAAUACCUCAUGAAGAGGCAGGAGAACUUCCCAAAGCCUUCAUCGUCAAAAAGAAGGAAGAACUAACAGCGGAUGAGGUAGCAGAGUUUGUAGCAGAAAAUGCGGCUCCGUACAAGAAGUUACGAGGUGGAGUAGAGUUUGUGAAAUCCAUCCCUAAAUCAGCCUCUGGGAAAAUCUUAAGAAGAGUCUUACGAGAGAAGAAGACUGAAACCCAACAAUCCUAAGGUAUUCCUUACAUAGCACAUAAGCCAGUUUGCACACAUUGGAGCUGCCAAGUCUCCCCCAUUGUCAAAGUGGCUGCCUUCUUGUAAAAAUAGGAGCAGACAAAAGCUCAUUCAUAUUUUACAUUCAUAUUUUCUGCAUCAGUAAAUCAAUUCUCUAUACUUAGUACUUGUGUAUGACACAAUACAAUUGAUCUUAUCGUAACGUUUAUGUGAAAUGGUAUUACAACUCAGAAAGAAAAUCAUUGAAGCAAACUAAUGUGUUUUCUCACUUGCCUAAUUUUAUGAAAACAGGGUACAAAGUAUAAGUUUGUAGUGCUGUUUUUUUCAUAUAUAAUAUUUCUAAAUUACAUUUAAGUGCUGAAAGUAAAGAUGUUUGUGAUGUUUUAUAUAGUCUUUAUGUUGUGAUUUGAUCUUUUUUUUUAUUGUAUUAGCAACCACUGGUAUAUAUCAUGAAUGGCCAUACGGUGUGACCUUAUAUUAUUGAAAAAUUUACAACUUAUCAUUUCCAUUAAAUUUGUAUAUCAUUUAUUUGUAUUUUAUAUUGAGUCCCCAUAUCAUGUGAUCACCCAGAUUAUCUUGGACCAAAUAUUCUUUUGCUGAAAUUAACUUUUAUUGGAGGCUUUCGAAACUGUCUCUAUAUUUAAAUUUAUAUGCAUUGUAAGUGCCAUUAGUACUCUGAUGUAUAUUCAUUUGAAGAGGCUUUUUUGUAAGGGAAUUUUAAAGAUGGCAAACUGUCUCGUAUAAAGUAAAAACAUUUAAUUUAUAUAAAAAUUGAAUUAAUUGUGGAAUAAUUUAGUCUCUAGUGCCAAACCACAUCUAUGAUCUCUGGUUUAAACUAAUACCUUAAUUUCAGGGUAGGAUUUUUUUGCAGGGGCUGAUUUACCCCAAUACUGGGGCGUUUGAUUAAUUUUGGGAAAGCUAUUUCUUUUAUUUCAAGGGCUACUUUUAGUGCAACAAAAACACUUCUCAUUCUAUUGUAUUUAGACAAUUGAUUUUCUGAACUUUCUUUAAAUGUUGUUUGUGGUAGAUCUUUGGGCAACUUUAGAAAAAAUGUAUUUUCUAACUAAUAUGUAUGAAAGAUGUGAUCUGCAUUCAUCAAUAUUUUAUAAUUGCAAUAAUUCUUAGAACAAUUUUGAUACCUUUCUGAAAUAUUUAGAAGUUUUAUCAAUUUUUGCUGACUGAGGGUUUUGAUAUGUCAGGGGCUUGAUUUGGAUCAUUCCUAAAUUAAUUCUCACUUCACAUCUGAAGAAAUCAUGAAUAAAACUUCACAUAUUUUCUGGAAAUUUUCAAACUUUGAUUCAUAUUUUUAAUUGUAAUUGAAUCAGCCCUUGACAUCAGCUAGAUCAUUACCUUGCCUUCAGUCAUUUUAUGCCAUGUUAAGCACAAAGUUUUUUUAAUAAAAUGUGAUUUUUUGAAAAA
Molecule: messenger RNA, 3697 nt
Organism: Lytechinus pictus (painted urchin)
Lineage: Eukaryota; Metazoa; Echinodermata; Echinoidea; Temnopleuroida; Toxopneustidae
Exons: 12
Coding region: 689-2278 (529 amino acids)
Molecular function (GO): CoA-ligase activity
Source: RefSeq, a predicted model, not a curated record